Messenger RNA from Petromyzon marinus (sea lamprey), 4999 nucleotides. It is a transcript of the gene MSL2, whose product is annotated as MSL complex subunit 2. Gene Ontology annotation, molecular function: ubiquitin protein ligase activity. NCBI's taxonomy places the organism in Eukaryota, Metazoa, Chordata, Hyperoartia, Petromyzontiformes, Petromyzontidae. Gene Ontology annotation, biological process: protein ubiquitination. The record is from RefSeq and is a predicted model, not a curated record. Gene Ontology annotation, cellular component: MSL complex.
CAGAUUUCUGUGCGGGGUGAUAGUGUGUCUCUGCAUUCAGAUAGGCGUCGGUAUGCGUUUUCUUUCGGUAAACACUUUGUGUUUACCAUUUCUACCCCGUCCGAGCAGAAUAUCCAGGCAUGGUAGAGUUCUGUCAGCUUCCACUUCCAUGGUGAACUACUACCGAAUGCUGGAAAUGACCAAUCCGUGUGCCAUUCCAUUGCGCCAAUUAACCCUCAUAGACUGACCAAGAACUAGACUCGGUAGAUAUUGAUACAGUCAUCCAAGCUCUCACAAACCGAGGUCUGCAAUCAAAACAUUGAGAAGCAAUUGACAAGUCUCUUCUGACUAUGGCAAUAGUCAGGAACUCAUGUGUAAUUGCAUCAAGUGUUUUUAUAUAUACAUCUGUCAUGAGUGGCAUUGUCAUUGCUUUUAAAUUGCAUUCUUGUUUGACCGUGCUGUUGUUGUUGCAAAUGCAGGACAGCGAUUUGAGGCGGCUGCAGCGGGCGCUCCUUGCACCCCAUUGGCCGCCUCGCGCACGUGACCACUCGAGGGGUGGUGGUGGUGUGGAAGUCACGUGCAGCCUUCGCGACCAAUCGCGCGUGCCAAGUCUCGCGAGAUUUCCGCUCCCCUCCACCCCGGGGAUCUCGGAUGAUUUUUUUUUAUUCGCCCUCUGCUGCUACGUAACGCUCCUUCCGCUAUUGGAUCGCCUUUAGUUAACAUAUAUAAAAAAUUAGUAACAAAAUUCUUAAUUAACAUCUCCUUAAAAUGCUCGGAACGAGACCCUGACCCCUCCCUCACGCCCUCCCCCCUCAUCCACCUAGGGUCAGAGGUCGCGGGCCCACGCCGCUCCUCUGGACCUCGCCAACCCACCGCCGUCUUCCCGCCGCGCCGUCCGGGGCCAAAGCCCCCCCCCCAGUCGGGGCCCAGGGCUCGAGGCGUUUGGUGCCGUCUCGCUUCGAGGCUUCCCGCUCGGGAGCUGCUGGAUCCGAGGUCUGGGAUCGCUACAGACGCUGCUGGGUUGGGUGGCGAGGCGGCUGGGGGGGAGGAGGAGGAGGGGGUAAGGACCCCGGGUGCUGGGCCGGAUCUAUCGGGGCUCGGUCCCCUCGUCUGCUCCGAGUUGGUGGUCGAGGCUCCACCACCCACCCACGGUGGUGGUGGUGGGGCUCUCUACCCCCCCCCCUGAACCUACUCGCCCUGUUGUUGUUGUGGGGUUUGGCGGGGGAGGGUGGUGGUCUGUCUUCCUCGGGGGGGGUUUCGGAACUUUUGCCCGGGGGCGGUCCAAGUCGACUGUCGGGGCCGCGCGUGGCCUCUCCGCGUCCUCCAUCCAAGAUCUGCAGGUUCUCCUCCACGACGUCCACUCUCCCUGUCGCGGUCUCGAGCAGCGACCGCCGCCGCCGUUUCUCAGCAUCCGAGGUUCCGCGCGGCGCGAGUCUCGGUUCGUCCCCCAAACCUCCUCCUCCUCCCGCCGCCGCCGCCGCUCAUCGCCUGUUAGCUGGGCCCUGGGUCCGGGCCUGCGAGCGACUUCGGCCUCGAGGCUCCCGGCCGGCAGCAUGAACGCCACGUCGCUAUACGCGUCCACCUGCCGCUGCGUGCUGCGCUGCGACCCGCGCAGACCCGGGAGCCUCAACGACGUCUGCCGACUCCUGCCCAGCCUGAGGCAGGCGCUGUCGUGCUCCGUGUGCGCCCAGCUUCUGGUGGACCCGAUGGUGCCGGCGAACGGCACCUGCCAACACUUUGUGUGCCGCGCGUGCCGGGGCCAGCGCCUGCGCGUGCGUCCCCCAUGCUCGUGCUCGCGCGACCCGCACGCCCCCUACUCGGAGUGCCGGCAGCUGGCGCUGCUGCUGGCGUGCUACCGCACGCUCUGCGAACACCUGCUGGGCUCCCACAUCGGCCGCGCCAUCGCCUCUCGCGCCAGCCACGAGCGCCACGGCCUGGUCCGUGCCGCCGACGACACGACCGCCGACGCCGCCGCGGCCGACGCCGCUACGUCCGCCUGCGCCGCGGCGACGACGGCGGUAGCUGGCGACGGGGACGCCGGCGGGGGCGGCGGCGCGAGCCGCUCGGACAAACCGCCGCAGGGCGCCGGGGUGACCAACGGUGACGCCAAGACUAACGGCGACGAAAGCGGCGACAAAAACGGCGCGACGAAGCCGGAGAGCAAUGGCGGCGGCGGCGGCGGCGAUGGCGGCGGUGGCGCCGGUGCCGAUAGCGACCGGGGUCCGGACGACGGUCGCGACGGGCGGCCGGAAAACGGUUCCACCGCGGGAAUGGAAUUCCUUGCUGCUGGAGAGAGUGGCGCCGGUGGCGGCGGCGGCGGCGCAGAGGGGAGCUCCUGUAUCGCGGGGUCAGACGCCCCGAUGGGUGCGACCGCCGCCGAUGUCGCGGCCGGGAGCGUCGCCGGAACGGGAUCGAGUUUGAACGACGGCGGCGGCGGCGAUGGCGACACCGCGGCGGAGGGCGGCGUCGCCGGCUCCGUGGUGGUGGCGGUGGCGGCAGACGGCGGUGGCGGCGGUGCCGGCGCAGUGAUGCGUGCGGGGAUGGUGGACGUCCUGGCCAUCCUGCGCGAGGGCUUCCCCGAGUCUAACGGCGACUCCCUCAACGGCAACGGCGACGCUGAGCACCUGAGGCGCCGCCGGCGCCGCCGGCAUCGGCACAGGAGGAGGCACUCGGACUCGGAGUUGAACUCGGACUGGGAAAGGUUUUCGGAUUUUUCCAAAGCUUCGUCGUCGUCCUCUUCAUCAUCGUCAUCGUCGUCGUCAUCAGCGUUGGACUCGGACGAAGGCGGCGCCCGCUUGGACCGUUCGGCCGCAGCGCCACCGCUGGUGAACGGGCGCGCACGCAAAGUUCGCGUCGCCGUCAUCCGGUGCGACGUCGCCAUCGCGUGCAACCUCCAGCGCGAGGAGGAGGAAGAGGAGCGCAAACAGCAGCAGCUACAGCUGCAGCAGCUACAGCUGCAGCAACAGCAGCAGCAACAGCAGCAGUUGCAGCAGCAGCAGCAACAGCAGCUACAACAGCAGCUGCAGCAACAGCAGCAGCAGCAGCAGCUGCAGCAACAGCAACUCCUACUCAGCCAACAGCUGCAGAACAAACAGCAACAACAGCAGCAGCAGCAGCAGCAGAAAAAGAAGAUCAAGCUGGAGUCACAGACGCUGAGCGGCGGCAGCUUUGCCGUCGGUGUUGGCGCCAAUCCGACGGUGGGCGUUGUUGUUGUUGGUGGUGUCGGCCUGGAUCCCGCUGCUCGCAGCGUGGCGACGGUGGUGACGUCAGCGGCGGCAGCAACGGUGGCGGCGGUGCCGGCGACAGCAGCGACGCCGAUGGUUGCGCCGACCUUGGCGACACCUGCGGCGGCCGCCACGACAGCCAACGGCAAGAACCAGCGCAAGCGCUCGCGGUCAGACGGUGACGGAGCCCUCUUCACAACGCCAACGCCACAGCCACCGCAACCGCAGCCAUCGCCGGCGACAGCGGCAGCAGCGUUACCCAGUCAACACCACCACCAUCACCAACACCACUUGCACCAGCAGCACCAGCAGCACCAGCAGCACCAUCACCACCAGCAGCAGCAGCAGCAAGCUGCGGUGGUGGUGGUCGGCGGGAAGCCGGUACAGCCGGUUCCCGCACCGAAGACGACGGCUAAAAAGCACGGGGGCGCGGGUGCCGGCGCCGCCAGGAAGAACGGCGCCAAACCUCGCUCCGGUGGUGGGGGAGGCGGCGGGACCUCACGCCCGCCCAAGCGGAAGCCGCCAGCGGCCGGUGGCGCGGGCAGCCCCUACCUGGUCUCGUCGUCGCUGGCACAGACGUCGGUGUCGGCGCAGCACGCGGCCGCGGCCGCGGCGGCGGCGGCCGCGGCGGCGGCCGGCAAGAAAAAAUCGUCCAUCCCGGCCUGCGUGGGCGUCCCCUCGGGCACGAUGCAGCCGCCUCCCUCCGCGGCCUCCUCCGCCGCCACCGGUGGCACCGCGACCACCUCUUCCGCGUCGUCGACGUCGUCGUCUUCGUCGACGACGACCACGGCGACGACGAAGAAAGGCUGCAAGUGCGGCCGUGCCACGCCCAACCCCAGCGUGCUGACGUGCCGGGGCCAGCGCUGCCCGUGCUACUCGAACCGGCGCGCCUGCACCGAGUGCGUGUGCCGCGGUUGCAACAACUCGUACUCGGAAGACGGGCGCAAGAAGCUGGAGGCGUUCGCGGUGCCGGAGAUUGCGCUGGCGAGCGAGCAGCGCGCGCUCGGCCUGCACGGCACCGUGAGCGCCGUCGUCAGCUCGGCGAGCGUCGCCGGCGGUACCGGCGGCACCGGGGGGCUCUCCUCGCAGUUUGGGAGCCUCAUGGCCGAAGCUCGGACGAUGAUGUCGGUUUCGGUGGCGGGCGGCGGCGGCGUUGGCGGCGGCGCGGUGUUUUCCAGCGCCGGCUCGCCGUACGGAUUGGGGCUACUUGGCAGCGGCGGUGCCGGCGGGGGAUCGGUCGGCGGUCUCGGCGGCGGCGUUGCCACCGGCGGCAGCGGCGCCGCCGGGUACGGCAGCCUGGGCCUCGGCAUCGGUCUGAACCUUGGCCUGAGCAGCGCCGGGUUUCUUAGCGUGGCGGCCGGCCCGGGGUUCGACGGGAAGGACGGCGAUGAGGAUAUUGACAUCACGUGACCUCGUCGCGGGGGUGGGGAUGGUGGACGCUGCUUCGUGUGCCCUCGUCGGGAGGUCUCGCGGAACAUUCUAACGGCGCCCACGGCGGCGCCAGAACCAGUAACAACAACUCGUGUUCGCGUGUUGCGCCCGUAAUCUAACGAAAGUCUCGGCAGUUUUUUUUUUACCUAGGGGAUCCCCUGAUGGCAGUUGUCCCUGCGUGACGCUGUGUGAUUGAGCGGCGCAGUGUUUUUAUGCCGCCGGCGCGUUUACCGACUGAAUGGGGGACUCGAUGUUCGCGCACACGUGCACACGCGUGCUCGCGCACACACAAAGACAAAGAUCCCCCGUACAGCCUUAACAUACUGAUGGGGCAAGUGCUGCCAGCGAGCACCCAUGAAGGGUGG